CGCUGGGGCAGUAACUGUGGCUGCUUUGCACCGUGCACUGAUGAAAGGAGCCUGGCGUGAUCUGAGGCAUGGAUCCUGAACCCUUUCCCAGCCCCGUGCCCCUCGCAGCCAGCCCUGGGUGAGGGCAGCCCUGCGGUGCGCCCUGCCCCAGGCAGGGUUUGUCCCGUCUGACUCAGCCUGCGGCAGGCGAUGGGGUCACGGCCACCCCAGGCGUGGGUUCAGGAGGCAUCAGCACCGAGCCGCGCUGCUCCAGCACCCAGUUAAUGCACACAUCUGCUGAAGUUGGUGUGGAUUCUCCCUGCCUUCAGCAUGCUCAGAGGCUGUGCUCCCGAACUGCAGCUGGUGGUGUGUCUGACCGCUAACAGGAUUAGUUCUGUGGGGUGCUGGGAUGGAGCGGAGGAGCCCAGCCCGGCUGGGGAUGCUCAGGGCCCUCGGGGCUGGUGCUCGGCUGCCUGGCUGCUCACCCAGCACAGGGUUUGUGCCAUGGGAGCUACUACGUUCACAUCGCAGGUCCAGAACUUCCAUUUGAUCUAAAUGAAGCUGGAAUCAUCACAUAAAAGCAUCGAGUAAUGGUUGCAUGUACGUUGCCAUUUCAAGCCACUCUGCGAGGGGUGUGCGGAGCUGUGGGUGAGGGUGGUGCUGCUGCAAUACCCUCUUGUUGCUGGGUCUUCUAAGGAGCCCAUUGGAGCAGGAUCGGGCCAUCCGCCAGGUGAAGGAUGCUGCCCUCACCCCUCUGCAAGGGACCGGAUACAAACAGAGGGAGUGAUACAAACUGGCUGUUUCUCCUGCAAGAUGCCCACUUUCCAAGGGGCCACCUUGCUCCAUCAACAGUGUAACCCAGUGUCCAUGGGAGCCCCCCAGGACUGCAGCAACAAGCGAAGCAUCACUAUGGCUGGUAAUGAGAAUUAUGAUUGUAGUACUAAUUGCAAGAGAGGGGAAAAAAAUAAAUUAGAAGCAAGCAUAGUAAACAAUCUAUAUUCUACAGGGAAGAUGUGCGUGGGGGCUACUUGCGGGUUUUGGAAGUGGAAAUUUGAUUGGCUUGGGCAUUUUUCUUAGUCCGUGAUCACAGCUCUGUCCCGCAGAAAAACCUUUCAGGAAAGAUUCGUUUCUCUGUGAACUGCUGGUCCUCCCAGCAGCCUUGCAGGCCAGCGCUUCUUAGGCAGCUUGAAAUCUUCAUUGUACUUCAGCAUUUUCUAUACAUUAGCAUUAUGUUUGCUUAGAGAAGCCCAAUUGCUAAUAUGUCAGAUGCCCACAUCAAAAAGCUUAUGAAACCUCCUGGAAACUGAGAAAGCCUCGUUCAAUCAGCCUGUGUUUAAUUCCGUUGGCAGAGGUGAGUCUGUGAAAUACAUGCACGUUUGGAGACCAGUGCACGUUUUGGCAUGUGCGUUGGGCUUUACAUCAUUCUCUUGUGGAUGCUUCUGUUUGUCUUCAAUGGCAGGGCAGUGCUUUUCAGGGAACUACACCUCAAAUUUUGCUGAGAUAGAAAAUUUCCUUAACAUCGGUGGGGAAAAGAAGAAAAAACUCAAACCAUUGAAAUUCACCCUGCCUGGGAGAUCUUGCUGAAACGAUCACAAGAGAGUGACGUGCCCAAGCCGUGGGCUGCUGAACCAUUCCGAUAACUCCUGAGCUGUUGCAGUUUUGGGGGGGGGUGGGAAUUUCCCCAAGAGCAAUUUGAUUCUCCAGCCAGUUCCUGAAUUUAGCAGGAAUGCGCUGAGCUCCCCUGGGCUGGUCCUUAGCAUCACACACCGCUUGUGCACCUGCCUGGGUUUGAGCACAGCGGCGCUUUGGCUGGACCCACCACUUUUUGAAGACACACUUUGCUGAGAACACGGAGGUGGCUGUUGAAACCAGCUGCCGGACAGUUGAAGGCAAGUGAGCAGAAGCUGCUCUUUAGCUGUAUUAUCAACCUGUAGAGACCUGACAUGUGCAUUUCCCUUUGGGGAAGAUGCCAUUUAUGAUAACUAAAAUAUGCUUCACAUUUUAUCAAAAAAGGAGAAGCAAGAAUUUAACCUUCAACACCCCCCCACCCCACCCCCGGUGACUAAGUUGAUGAUUUUCUACAGAACAGCUAUGUCGGUGUAUGAGAUCCUCCACCACACUUUUCCCCUUCCACAAAGGUGAAUCUUACUUGAGGGGGGGAGGGAAACAAAAAAGGCACUCUUUUUUGCAUUUUUCUUUACCCUCUUUGGGUGAAAUCCUGGCUUGGUGGCAGCACUGCCAUUGGUGAGUCACACAGAUGUGUCACAUCUGCUCCAUGAAGGCGGUGGCUGAGGCACUGUCAUUUUCUAUGACGCGCAACCCUGCACAGCCGGGAGCUGACCAUGACCCAGCCGAGGACAUGUAGCGAGGACAGAGUGAGCCCAGGGCCACCCACAGCACCGGGGGGAUGCUCCUGGGGAGGUGGCUCUGUCCCCUUUCUGAUGAGCUGUGCACUGGGGACACCCUGGGCUGGGCUACAGGUAACAGAAAAUGGCAAAAGCAGCUCCAGAGGGACGGUUGUGGGCAAUGCCCCAAAUCAGGAUGAUUCAGGCAUUGUCUCAGGGUGCAGGACACUCUCCCAGGCUAUCCUGAAGUCCUGGGAGAGUUUACUGAGGAAAAGAGAUUUUUAAUUUUGUCAGCAGCACUGCAGAGCUGGGGCUGCGCAAGCAGCAGGGCUGGCAAGCCUGCUGGGUAACCAGCCCCUGGUUUCUGUCGAUAAUGAACUGCGCUAAUUAAGAUGGUGAAGAGCAGCCAGAUUUUCAGAAGCUAGGAGAGGACGCUGGCAGCCGUGGAACACAUUUCCGUCACGAAGAGCAAAGCGUGUCCGUGCAGAAGCUAAUGGAAAGAGUGACGCCGGGGCGGGUGACACCCAGCUGGGUGCCGGUGUGAAUCCCUGGGUUUCGAGAGGACGGUGCGGGAUGGGCACUUGUCCAAACGAGGUUUGAAAUGGGCUCUGGAGGGGAGGGCCAGGUGACUGUGUGACAAUUAAACCUCUGGUGUUUCAGGUGCUGGGAACUACUCAGAGCUGCAGCAUAGCACCACUGCUGCAGUCAAUCUUCCCAUUAGCACCCGGCUAUGAUUAAGGCAGGGCUGUCUGAUGAUUUACACCACUGCAAGUAUCUCAGAAAUUACUCCACUGCAUAAAAACCAAGUGGAAACAUUUUCCUCUGCUGGUGGAAGCAGAAUUACGUUCCUUGGCAGGGGUUUUGGUAAGCUACAGUACUACCAGGAGAGAUGUAAAAGCCUACAAGCAUUUUUGUUUCGGGUGGCUGAGUCUGUUUUUGCAGAUCUUUUCCUGAAGGAUGUCAGGAAGAGUUGCUGAGUCCAGAUAUUUUUGCUGGAUUUGGUUAAGUCUCGACUUUUCGUCUAUUAAAAUGACUGGAGGCAUUUCUGUCAUUCGCAUUGUCUAGUUCUGGGGACCUGUGCACAAACCAUUAUCAACCUCAUAUCUGAAACACUGGUGUACCUAAAGCUGCUGUGAAAAAUGAGUAAUGACAAAGAAUGGCAAACCAAGAAUGGUCUGUGAAGUAUUAUCAGAUCUUCUUACAGCAUGAAACUACAUUGAAAUGCACUAUUGAAACUGGUACAUUAUCACUCUGAAACACUUUACUGGAAACCUAGUUAACGUGUCUGUGGUCAGUUCUUAACAGCGUGGCUCCUUCAGAUCAGAACAGCCUGAUUAUUUUUUUUUUUAAGGAUUAUUUUUUUUUUUAGGAUAAGCCAAAAUCUUUUUGAUAUGUGAAAUUAAUAAUACUGGGUCAGUGCUGGAUGAUGCCAAGCAGGACUGCAGUGACUCCACAGUAAGUGGGGUGCACAGGGCAUGGCUCAGCCCCGAUGCUGGAGCAGGGCUGGGAGCUGCUGCUGAAUUUCCCUGACGUACCCGGCCAUCGGUGAGUAGGUAUCUUGUCUCAUGUCACGCUCCCAGGCUCUCCGGGAACAUCUGCUUUGUUAGUCAUUUCAACGAGCCAUUUGCCUGCAGCAGUCUGGUGCUUUCUGCUGUUACUGAGAUGCUUCCAUCACCACAGCAGCCACGCCAGCUCUGCGCGGUGGUGGUGAUUUGGCCGCCUGCUUGGCAGGGUGAGGCUGAGCAUCGGUCCUGGCAGCGGUUGGAGAUGCUGAGAGCUGGGGUGGUCCAAGAGGUUGCACUUGGGAUCUUCCCUUUGGCCCCUUUUGUGCCUUUUUGAGUUGAUGUGAGACAUGCAGGAGCUGUGCUCCUCACCACGGACUUUGUAAAAAUGAUUUCUCAGAUAAGCUAAUGAUACACAUGGCUUAUUUUUUAAUUCCUUACCACGGUGGCAGAUAGCUAACAACCCUCUAUGCUGCCUUUGCUUGUUAUUUGGGUUGCAACUACUUUCAGUGUGCCCUGUCACAACGUGCCUACUGUAAAAUCCUGAGGGAGGAGACCUCUGCCAUUAGCUGGGAGUUGCCUGGAAGGAUUCCUGGGGAGAGGACCACUUCCCUGCUCCCAGCACACACCCCAGCGCCGCAGUAUGCGAAAGGCUGAAUUAUUCUGGGAGCGCCUGGGGGAGUCUGUUCCCAUUUUACUAUCUGAGCUCAUCUGCAUCGUCACUCUACUGUGCUUCAGAAAUCCCUGUUUCUCCUUUUCCUCUUCCUUCCCAGAGCAUAUGGGAAAAGUCUUGCUGUUUUAUUGAGGCUAUUUUCAUAUUGCUGUAGCUGGCAGGUAGGCGAGAGCCUCCCUCAGGCAGGCUCUGGGGAAAGCCAGGCUGGGCUGACUGGCUUCCAUUAGGACUUGGUCCAACACGUACUGGGGUCCCUGCUGAUGCCAUCCCAUCUGCUCCAAAAAGCCAGGGUUUCGGACCUCCCCCAGGUCCAGCACUUGGGGCAAUCCAUUACCAUCAUUGCACACAGACUUAAAAAACAAAACUAGAAACCUGUCUGGACUGUCUCCCCCACUCUCAUGCAGUUCUUCUCCUCCUUGCCCUUGCGGGGAGGGUGCUUCACAAGAGGGCAGCAGCAGGACAGAGGGGCCACGGGACGCCCCAGGACAAUGCAGAGUCUGGAAUAAGCAAGGCCCUGGAUCCUGAUAAUACACAACAUUUCACUCCUGGUCCCACAGCGUCCCGGCAUCUUUCCUCCACCAGCCUGGCUGGCAAUCUUUAGCCCAUGACUGUUUCUUGCCUGCUGGCGUUUGGUUGACCUGCCUUGAGUGUCAAUUCAGUUACCAAAAGGAGAAAAAAAAAAUUUUAAAAAUCCCUUCUUCUCAUCUCUAAUUUACAUAAUUAAGUAAGAACUUAUUGCCUCUUCGCCCAUUUCCUCACCGAGGCUGGGUGUGCACCAGGCUGCCUGGGAACGGUGCCGGUGCCUCUUCCUCUGCUCCAAGCAAAACUUUUACUGCAAUUAGAGGCAGCAGCUGGGAAUUGGGAGAGGAAGGCAGGCAGUAGCAGCCUUGGGCUGCUGAGGAGCCCUCUGACACCUCAGCAAGGGCAAAUGCAACCUGCUGCAGAUUUGGACCUGCCUUUUGGCUGCCUUACAGGGAUGAAGGAGGAGGCAUGUUUGGUGUAUUUGAGGUCGUUUCAGCAAUACUGAAUGCAAUACUAUGACUAGCCUGGGCAUAAAAUCUAUUUGUUUAGUCCUCCCUUGAUGACUGAUACAUGCUCAAGAUUGAGCUUGGUUAUCAAUGAAUUACUCACCCAGCAAAACUUUGUAGAACAGCCCUGGCCCACAGGCAGCGGCACACAAGAUACACCUGCGUUGCAACAGGCACACGCUCAGGCUGCUGCUCUCGCCCAGAGCAUUGUGGCUGCCCCAGAGGUUGGCUGUGAGGUUAAAGGGGUGCCUUCUCCACCUCCAUGCCCUCCAAAUCCCUCUGACUUUCCCUUCUGGGUACAGGGAGCCCAAGAAGUUUUUUUGACUGCUCAUUUUCGCUUGUAGACUGAACUGAGCUACCUCCAGAGGGCUUACAGAAGCAACCAAACUAACUUCAGAGCCAACAGCGUGGUGAACCAGCCUGCCUUUUGCACCAGUACUGCCACUUUCAUGUGACAACAUGCCCCAGCUGGCAAACCCUAGUUCCUUGGGGACAGCCUGGAUCUGAAAUGUUGGUACAAGAACAUACCUGGUUCGCUCGAGGACCUUGGCUGCAUCAGUUUUGCUCAGCAGCUAAUGCCUGUGGCAGGGUGACCAUAGCCUGUGUGGUCCAGGUCUUUGCUGGCAGGUAAAAUGCCCCCGCUGCCUCUGGGCUGGUGGUCUUUUAAAGGUUUGAGUGAAAUUUCUGCCCUUCUGCAAGGUGAUAGCUUUGGACUGUGCGUAAUGCUCACCCAAGUCAUCUGUGCUCCAGAAAACAAAGUGACUUCUGGCACCGAGGUGGGAGCUGUGUCAUCCCAAAGCCCUACCAUCUCAUACCUGCACAUCUUUGGUCUCCAAACACUAGGGAUGUGCCGAUGGAGAUAAACACCCAUCCACCUGAGGAGCAAGCCUGAGAGCCUCCCCAUAGUGUGAAGGCCCUGUGUGCCAGGACAGUGAUGGAGAAAGACCUUGCCAGCUUUCUGAGUAAUGCCACUUUUACUAGCCCACCACGUCUGUUUGCCAGAGACCCUGGGGUGUUUGGACCGCUGGCAUCCCAAGGGGUGAUGCCAUGUGGCUUCCCACAUCCCAGCGCCUCUGUGAUGAGCAGGGAACAGCCCAUCUCCAGGAGGGACUUGGCAGCGUGGCUCUGUGCUUGGGGGAGCCCUCCAGCUUGGCAUUUUGGGAAUGUAACUCCCAUGAUGGUCCCUCCUUUUGGUCACAUCCCUCUUCCCGAAUGAAAAAUGAUACAGCAAUGCCAAGAUUUCCCGCCUCCAUAGGUUAGGGAAACACCUGUGGGUGAAAGAGUUGGUCCCUUUCACUAGCUAAUUAAUUCAGUAAAUUACAAAGGGAAAUACAUGCUGGGAAAAGCAAGAAAAAUCCCAAAAGUUAAUCCCAGAGUUAUUUCCUCCUGAUACCUGGAUAAAAACACCGUCUUUGGAGCUCUUCAGGUCAGUCGUCGGCGAGACCGGUGAACCCACAUCAAAGAACAAGGUCUCCCAGGCAGCCGGCUGUGCUUGCAUCUGCAGCAGCAUGAAGGGAUCCCACUUGUUCCCCUGCCUCCUCUCCGUGUCAUGCUGGUUGCAUUUGACGCUGACAGCUGGGCACAAAAUCUUCCACUUUGGACCCUGCAGGGUCUCAGUGAGCAUGACCGAGAUUAGGUCUGGUUUCACCGCAAUUAAAGCCAACAUCCAAGCCAGAGAUCCCAUCAGGACCCUGAGCAUCUUGUCGUACCCGCACUCCCUGCACAAGGUUAAGUCUUCAGAUAGAUGCUGCAUCAUCCAUCACCUUUUGAACUUCUACGUGGACAAAGUUUUCAAACACUGCAAGACCGAAGAUUCAUAUGUGAACCGAAAAAUCAGCAGCAUAGCCAACUCCUUCCUCAGCCUGAAGAGGAAACUUGGGCAGUGUCAUGAGCAAAACAAAUGCACAUGUGGACAGGAAUCCCCUGAGAAGUUUAAGCAAAUACUUGCCAACUAUGAAGGGCUGAACGUCACAUCUGCAGCAAUUAAAUCCCUGGGCGAGCUGGACAUCCUACUAGACUGGAUGGAGAAAUCUCGUUAGAGAGCAGAAGGCGUUAAUGACCCAUGGACGGCUGGGGCUAGCGAAGCUGCUGGGACAUUGCUCACACCGGUGGUCAGUGGGAAAAUAAUGUUCUGUUUUGGUUCAGUUUCUCACUGCUCACAGCUGUGUUCAGGCAAGCGCCGAGUGUUUCACUCGCCAGGUAAUGGGCGAGCGCAUCAGAGCCCUGCAUUAAUAUGGAAAUAGCGAGUCCGAUCACAUCAGCACAGCUCUCGCUUAGCUGACUUCUAUCAAAGGAUGCCCUCCAAGGGUAAAUCUAAAAGCGUUUCUCUUGCUAGCAGACUAAGCUGUGAUCAUUUCAUUGAAGUAUUGUUUAAAUUAUACAAUUUUUGUAUAGGGAAUGUGUAUUCAUGAGUGCUGAGUGCCUGCUGGAAUGACCCUGGUGUAGUUAAUGCUGUGGAGCAAGGCUCAUGAAUCUGGCCUCAGUCUUAUGUGGCUGCUGCUGCUGACUGAUCUGGCUGAAGCAAGGUGCACAGUCUGAGAAAUGCUUUCAAGAAUAGGUUCUAGCAGACCUGCAUUUCCUUUUGACAUGGUAUUUUCUGCCUUAUCAGUAAAAGAAAAGUUUCUAUGCAAGAUAUGUGGUCGCUGAAGAGAAAAGGGUUCUUGUAUGCAUUGUAAUUUACUGACAGCAGUAAGUUUUGUGGAAGUCUGCUACAAUUACUGUAAAUAAACCCCACUUGAAACUGU
Molecule: messenger RNA, 8271 nt
Organism: Falco peregrinus (peregrine falcon)
Lineage: Eukaryota; Metazoa; Chordata; Aves; Falconiformes; Falconidae
Product: interleukin-20
Exons: 11
Coding region: 7036-7566 (176 amino acids)
Source: RefSeq, a predicted model, not a curated record